CCGGAGAACGAGCUGGCGGUCCUGCCCGAUUCCCUCGGGGAUUUGAGGCACUUGGAAAGCCUCGACGUGAGCGGGAACCAUUUGCAGGAGCUCCCGGAUAGCCUGCUCAAAUUGACCGACCUCUUGAAGCUCCACGCGACGGGGAACGACCUGACCGCCGUUCCCGACUUGGGACCACUCACAAAGCUCUUGGACCUCGACUUGUCGAUGAAUCAGAUUCCUGACCAGCCAGAAUGGCUCGACAAGCUGACAUCUUUGAAAACCCUGGAUUUAUCCCGCAAUCUCAUCGACGGAAGGUUGACGUCGGCCGUCUGCGCGCUCGCGGAGCUGGAAACGCUCAAGCUCCGGCGCAACCUCCUCGACGGGUUGCCGGAUUGUAUGGGAGAUCUCAUCAGCCUCGAUGAUCUUGAUCUGGCAUAUAACGAGCUCGUGGAUGCGCUGCCGGAAACGUGGGGCCUCGCGAAAUGGCACAGACUCUACCACCUCCACGUCUCCGACAACAAGCUCAAGACGCUCCCCGCCAGUUUUAGCGCGGCGCUCAUCGUACUCGGGUCUGAAAAUAACAAGCUUUCCGAAUACCCGCCGAUGCUUACCAGUCAAAAGGCGUGCGAAUAUUUUGGGUUCCGCAUGCGAGAAGUCGAAUUCGAUUACGACGAGAGCAAUAAAGUGAUGAGAAACAUCCUUUUUACAUCGACCGAAGAAGACGCCACAUUCAAUCCAGCGCAGCGCGCUGUUACGAACAUUUUCCUGAGAAACAACAAAAUAACGUCGCUGCCGACCACCUUCGGACCUCGCGUCAACGAAUCGAGUUCCGCGACGAUGGAGCUGGACCUCGCGUACAACAGGAUCGAGACCGUUUCCGAGGCCAUCGGUGAGCUAGAACAUCUCAGAAAGUUGGACUUGCAGUACAAUUCGAUUAGUACGAUCAGCGAGGACAUCGCGUACGCGAGAUCCAUCGAGAAGCUCAAGCUCGCGGGCAAUCAGCUU
Molecule: messenger RNA, 987 nt
Organism: Aureococcus anophagefferens
Lineage: Eukaryota; Pelagophyceae; Pelagomonadales; Pelagomonadaceae
Exons: 2
Molecular function (GO): protein binding
Source: RefSeq, a predicted model, not a curated record